Phytomonas sp. Hart1 is the source of this 804-nucleotide messenger RNA. Lineage: Eukaryota; Euglenozoa; Kinetoplastea; Trypanosomatida; Trypanosomatidae. The record is from the annotation of a GenBank genome assembly.
AUGCUCUUCCUCGUCGUGGACGGGCUGCUGCUCACGCAGGCGCGAUUUCUCAUCCACCACACCCUCCUCGUCCGGACGGAGAUGAACGAGGAGCUGCUCUUCUUCGUGUCCAGCCUGGGGGAGUUGUACCUCCACAAGCGCGCGCGGCUUCAGGCGCUGCGCGCGCCCGAUGGCCCCCGAAGGCCCAACGAAGUCAAAAUGGAAGCGGAGGUGGGGCUUCUGGGGUGUUUGUACUACCGAAGCAUCACGAAGCUCCACCGCGUGAUGGAUUACCUCGAGGACGUUCGAGACCUGGAGUUUCUUCUCGAGAUGCAUUUUCUCUAUGAAAAGGAAUUCCACACGAUGGUGGGGCGGGAGCGGUAUCGGACUUACCUGACGGAAAAAAUUAAACAACAUCAGACGGACAGACCACAGGGGAGUGUGAAUCAAGCGGGAUCGUCUUAUUGCCCUAAUCGCAUCGUAAAACGGGGUAAUAGGGCAAUAGUAAGAGACAUGGACCCAGGGGAUGAUAUUCAAUAUGUGAUCGAUAAACUCCAUUUGGGUAAGGCGGCGAGGUCCCGAGCCGAUGUUGAUUUCGUCGAUCUAGACGACAGGGACUAUGGAAUAGCUGAAGAUUUGGAGAAUACGGGAGCGAAAAAAUCGCGCUUUUCCUUCUUUCGAAGGGUUUUCAAACAGGUGACGGAUAUGGGCCAUAAAACCGAUUCGACUAAUAAUCAAGUAGCGUCUCGUUCCCUUUCACCAAAGAAAAUUUUAUUGUUCUUGUUGUUGUGUGUGAUUAUGUACUACUUCUUUUGUAUUCCCUAA